Molecule: messenger RNA, 948 nt
Organism: Penicillium digitatum Pd1
Lineage: Eukaryota; Fungi; Ascomycota; Eurotiomycetes; Eurotiales; Aspergillaceae
Source: RefSeq, a predicted model, not a curated record
AUGCCCAAGAACGAGAUGAACGAGUUCAUCAACACCGUUGGCAUUGAAUCCCAUGGGAGUGCGUCCUCGGUGGUCAUCAGCGACAAUCUGAAGAAAAGGCGUGAACCCAAAGGCCCCAAAAAAUGCUGCCCUCCGGCAGCUGACUCCUCGAUAACCCCGACGCUCACUAAUCCAGAAUCAUCCCCUGCAUCCGCUGUUGGGCCGGGACAGAUGCUGUCCAUCGAACGGUCAAACUACUAUUUCGACCAGGCUCAUGUCUUUAUGAAUGGAUACUUUGAGAGCAUUCACUUCGUCCAUCCAUUUGUUGACAAGGAGGACUUCUUUGCGCGCGCUAAUGACCUUUGGUUCAAUCGGUCACGCACGCCUGAGCCGAGUUUUAUCGCGCUGUACCUCAGCGUUCUCUCGCUUGGGUCCCUGGUGCGUGUUUGGGAUGAAGGGACCCUAGCCGGGUUGGGUCGCUUUGAAUGGAGCCGAAAGCUGUUUGAGGAAGCACAGGUGUACCUGAACAACCUACGCUUUUCGAACGAUCUUGAAACCGUUCAGUGUCUUUAUAUGAUGAAGAUACCACGCAGCGUUCCGAUUGGAUCUCAAAGACUUGGUGGUAGUGAGAUGAGCUUUUCGGUUGGACGACCAGACUCCCUUGGAAUGGAUGAAUAUCACAAUCGCAAGAUUCCACCACGCGAUGAUUCCGAAUUUGCCAUCAUCCCAUGGAUGAUUGAUUUUGCGCAGAUCAUUCGACAAAUCUCUGUCCAGAUCUACCAUUCUCGCAUCUCAUUACCGGACAAGUUACAACUUGCUCUACAGAUCGAAAUGGAAAUGGAUCGGUGGUUAGCGAGGCUUCCAGAGAUGAUCAAACCUGAUGUUGGAGGAUAUCGACUUGGCCGUAGUGCCCUGCGCGACCCGAAGUGGGCACGAAGACAACAGCUCGUGUUGGGAAUUAGUGAGUAA